GAUUUUAUUCCUGUGGAGCACCAAGGAGUUCGCCAGCGCCAAGAACCGGCGAUCGUUUCGAAUCAACGUGGAGUACGACUAUGCCGUUCGAGUGCGCUGGAGUCCCGAUGGACGGGCGCUGGUUGCGUACAAGUACAGCGAGGGUUGCGUCGAAGUUUACAAGGUGGACAAAUCCGACGGUUGGUUCCUAAAUCCGACCAAGGGUAGUACUUUCCCGCGAGCCCACAUGGAAGAUAUCGUUGGCUUCGGCAUUGCACCGGAUGGAAAGUACCUCAUGACCUGCUCUAACAAAACCGAUCUGACCGUUUGGGACGUACGAGGUAACGUGUUGGAGAAGAUCGAUACUUUUCUGAUGACAACCUACAAUGCAAUUUCUCCUUGCGGGAAAUUCAUCGGGGCCUGCGGCUUCAUGAGUGAUGUUCCUUGUGGGAGGUGAAGUUCAGUAGAUCAGGAGAGUUCCAAUCGAUUCAGAAGGCGUUCGACCUGUCCGGACAUAAAUCGGGAAUCUACGACUUCGCUUUUGAUCAGGAUAGCUCAAAGACCGUUACCGUAUGUAAGGAUGGAACUUGGAAGAUUUACAAUACGAAUAUUGAAUAUCACAAGGGGGAGAUGCCGCGCUGUCUUGUAACUGGAACCUAUGAACCAACUAGUGCUGCCGCCCUCGUUGCAAUUAGCCCUUCAGGGGAAGUUGUUGCCAUCGCUACCGGAAACUCAAUCCAGUUCUUCAAUGCCAUGUCCGGACUAUCUGAAGGUUUCAUCGAAAAUAUGUGUUCAGGUCAAAUAACUGCGCUUCAGUUCGAUUCGAUGGGAAAAUAUUUGCUGGUUUGCGCUGACCGCUACAUUCGCAUCUUCCAUAACAUUCCUGGAUACAAAGUGGCCUUAGAAAGUGCUGUGAAGAAGCUGAAGCAACCGAAGAUGUCCGCCGCCAUGCGAGAGCGCAUUGAAAUGCAGAUUAACGAAAAUGAAGCGUUUUUGAAAAAGUUUGAGUAGGUUUGUUUGUGCAUAACACCAUGAAGGACGAAUAAUAUUAAUUUCUUCAUUGGAGACUGAUGGGAACUAUUCAAAUCCUUAUGAACAACUAUUACCUACACUGGAGAUAACUGGGAAAUUUUACGUCUUUGUAGGAUUAUUUAUGAUAGUUUUCAAUUACAUAUACAAUAACUGCCAUAAUGUGAAAAUAAAUCUAUGUUAAGUGAAUGUUCAAAAACUAGUACCGAAAAUAAUAAAAUUAAUGG
This is a messenger RNA of Armigeres subalbatus, 1235 nucleotides long. Its product is annotated as transducin beta-like protein 2. Gene Ontology annotation, biological process: endoplasmic reticulum unfolded protein response. Gene Ontology annotation, molecular function: protein binding. NCBI's taxonomy places the organism in Eukaryota, Metazoa, Arthropoda, Insecta, Diptera, Culicidae. The record is from RefSeq and is a predicted model, not a curated record. The transcript has 3 exons. Bases 610 to 990 code for a protein of 126 amino acids. Gene Ontology annotation, cellular component: endoplasmic reticulum.